AAAAUGCGAAGUCAGUCAACUGAAAAUGACCUCCGAUGAACUCGAGUCGCACCAAGUUAAAAUACCGAUUGCCGUUUGCACAAAACCACAAAACACUCGCAUAAGAACAAUCAAUUGCUGAGAUAAAUCUUGUCUGCUCCAACAAGGCAACAACGGAUGCCUUGGAAUUCGCUAUAUUUAUACUCGCAUAAAAAGCUUCUUCGCGCUGGGAUCAAACGAAUUGUAGAGAGAGGUCAUGAAUACCAAAUCAGUGGAUGGAAAAGGUGCCAGCUUGCUUAAGUUGGUGGAAGAAAGAAUACAAAGGGAGGUGGAACAUGAGAGAAAAAAGCAGCAGGAAAGUCUGGUUAUUAUACCUUAUCUUCCAAAAGACUGCAUCUCUAAAAUUCUUGUUCUACUUCCGCUUGAAUCUCUCCAGAAGUUGAGGUUUGUUUGUAAGGCAUGGUAUGAGAUUGUUAAUAGUCUUGUUUUCAUUGAUGCCCAUCUUCAAGGAUCCGACACUGUGUUAGUUUUUUUAGCUCCAGUUUUGAAGGGCCGUCCAUUCUCCAGUGAUUUUAAAAUAUUGGACCCUCUCGUCAAACCAAACACUUUCUCCGUUGAAUCUAAGCUUUUGCAUAUGCAAUCUGUGCCUAUAUGUCAUUGGCCCUGCAUAGACCCUUCAUCUUUAUUUUACAUUAAGUUUAUGGAAAUUAAAGAUGGCAAGUGCACCAUAAAGGAAUACAACGAGACUUGCAUAGGCAAAAUCAGAGCAACUUGCAAUGGCUUAAUCCUGCUCGACAACCGGAUGAAGAAAGAGGGCUUAGUUGUCAUGAAUCCCGUGACUCAGGAUCUGUUGAGAAUUCCUUUGGGAACUCAGUCUUCUCCUCAUCAUGAAUCAUAUGGGUUAGUUUAUUGCCAUUGUUCGAGCAAUUAUAAAGUGGUGCACUUGUUUCAGGAUGAGUCACAGUACAUUGGUUGUGAGAUUAUUAACAUUGGGAGUAGAUCUUGGAGAGUUAUGGAUGGACCUUCUUUUGGACUUUUUGGUUGGCUCGGGUAUGAACCUGUUUUUGCAAUAGGAGCUCUACAUUGGCUUCCACUUAUUAAUCAUAAUGACUACAUAGUGUCAUUACAAGUGGACAACGAGAAGUUCAAGAAGAUACCGCUCCCAAAGAGUGGAGAAAUUCAUGAUCGCAUCAUUGCAAUGAGUGGAUUCCUUGGUUUCGUGACUCAUCAUGAAGACAUGAAUCGAAUUGAUGUGUGGAUUUUAACAGGUUUGGGCUGUGAAGUUUGGGAAAAGCUCUAUUCCAUAAGAAUGGAUUGCACUAAGAAUAUGGUUCCUCUUUACUGUUCAAGAAUUAAUGGUGAAAUAAUUUUCAAGAAAAAGGAUUAUGAUCUAUAUGCCUAUGAUUGUGCUUUGCAAAUUAUGAGGAAGGUUGAGUUGAAAAGGGGAUGUUUCCCCUUCAAUGGCUGCUACUUCCCUCAUGUGAAUAGCCUUGUCUCGUGGAAGAUUCCUGCAAAAAGGUGAAAAAGUUCGCUAUCAGUGAUAUGAUCUCCACAGCAAAGGGUAAAAGAAAGAUGUAGAAAAAAGAUGUGUUAGUUAUUGUCUAGUUUUAUGACUUUAUCCAAACAUUCAUGCAUAGUUGACUCAAUAUUUGUCGAGAAUGCUGUUUAGUUUGUUAUUGUAUGUAUAUACAGACAUCUUUGAUGUUGUGAGUUGUUGCUCUAGGCACUGUCUUCUACAAAUCAUUUUGUAAAUGUAGGUGUGAUUUUCAUGAACUGCCUUAUAUCAUAAAUGGUGAUAUUUGUCUUGGGUUUAAA
Messenger RNA from Olea europaea var. sylvestris, 1794 nucleotides. RefSeq lists its product as uncharacterized. The transcript is spliced from 2 exons. The record is from RefSeq and is a predicted model, not a curated record. Gene Ontology annotation, molecular function: protein binding. Lineage: Eukaryota; Viridiplantae; Streptophyta; Magnoliopsida; Lamiales; Oleaceae. Bases 236 to 1501 code for a protein of 421 amino acids.